AACGUCAAAAUAUUUUACUUAUCACCAAAGGAAAAUAUUAUUGUUCUGAAUCAAUUUAAUUGCUCGAAUUAUCAGUGUUUUUGUGUUUCAUGACUGUUUAUUCAGUAUUUUACCAUCCAAGGCCAACAAACCCAAUUUCUGUCAUCGUAUCCAGCUUUCUGGGUGUACAGUCCCUAAUAGGGAAAAAAAGAUACUGAGCUCAAAAUGCUUUUUCAAAACCCCUUGAAGUGUGCAGAUAUAAAGGCGUACCUUGACUAUGACGAAGCCUGCGUUGAAAUUUUCAACUCCCUUUUUGAAAAUAUAACGAUUUAUGGCCAGUAUGAGCAAUGCCACAAGUGCAAUUAUCAGAACUUGACCACAGUAAAUGCUCAGAAGAGUGGGUCGCUCCUUGUCAGUACUAGGUCUCCCUUGGGCUUAAGUUGGAGUGUAGAUUCUAGCAAUACAUGCCAAUUUACAAAAUUAUUUUAUGAGCACUUCCGAUAUGGUUGGAACAUUACAUCAGAAUGUGAACCUAACAAAGACCCUUUCUAUAUUAAGGAAGCAGCUGAUGAUGCAUAUUUACCAAUACUUAUGGCUUUUGUUGUACUAUUUUGCUUUGGAACCAUGUGGUAUAUGGUGAAAUGCAUCUAUAAAAACAGUGGCAGAUUAAGGCAACUCAUAUCUUGGAGUACAGAAUUUGAAGAGGACCUGACAGGUUCAGCCCCAUUGGUAGUGGAAAGACCUCCUUCAAUAAAGAAGCAUCCACAUAGGGUAAAGGCUAUAGAUGUCUUUAGAGGCCUGUGUAUAAUCCUUAUGAUUUUUAUAAAUUAUGGGGGAGGCAAUUAUUGGUUUUUCCAGCACUCUGUUUGGAAUGGGAUUACAGUGGCCGAUUUAGUAUUUCCUUGGUUUAUGUGGAUUAUGGGACUGUCCCUUACUAUAUCUCUGCAGAAAAAACUACUCAGAGCCGUACCAAGGCGGACCAUCGUCUUUCAAAUAAUACGUCGAAGUCUCAUCUUAAUAUUUUUGGGGGUGGUUAUUAAUUCCAGCCAUCAUGAGAUGACGGUGGAUCACUUGAGACUUCCGGGUGUGUUACAACGUUUUGGAUUUACUUACUUCAUUGUGGGAAUGCUCGAGAUAAUUUUUACUAAACGUAUCGAAAUUGAGACUAUGCAUUGCGUAAGUGAUAUUUCGAUGGCCUGGGCUCAGUGGUUGUUUGUAUUGACUUUAAUCUCAAUUCACACCUGUGUCACGUUUUUGGCGAAUGUACCUAAUUGUGGAAAGGGAUAUUUAGGUCCGGGGGGUCUGGAUGAAAUGGGGAUGCAUAUUAACUGCACCGGUGGUGUGGCCGGAUAUAUUGAUAGACAAGUUUUUGGAAAACACUUGUUAAGGUCAUCUCAAUUUCAGAAAGUAUAUGAAAGCAAGGUUCUUUUUGAUCCUGAAGGUAUUUUAAGCACCCUAGCUUCAGUUUUGACAGUUUACUUAGGAGUGCAAGCUGGUAGGACCCUAAACACAUAUCAGAAUGUUAAACAUAAGAUGAUUAGGUGGUCUUUGUGGGGGAUUAUAUUGAUCAUAGUUGGCGCAGGCCUUUGCGCCUUUAAACGCGACGAUGGCCCCAUUCCUUUAAAUAAACAGCUUUGGUCCCUCUCAUUUAGCUUUCUAACCGGAGGCAUGGCAUUUUUAAUAUUCGGCUUUCUCUUCCUGAUAGUGGAUAUUCUGAAAAAAUGGGGCGGUCGACCGUUUUUCUACCCGGGCAUGAACGCGAUCGCCCUCUACGUGGGACAUAUGAUUUUCAAAAAUACUUUUCCGUUUGGAUGGAUCCCCAACGUGGAGACUCAUGCAGCUUAUUUGUUUAUGAACUUGUGGGGUACUGCGCUUUGGGUCGCAAUAGCUAUUUACUUUUAUAAGCACGAUAUUUUUUUCACUAUUUGAAGUUGGGAAAGGUGAGUUUGUCAUUAAUGAUAUGAAUUUGUUUAAUAACGUGUUGUUAUUUAGUUUGACAAUCAAGGGUUAAUUUUAACGUAAUUUAAAAUAUAAGAACUUCUGUCGUGAUGUGGAUGAGGUUUAAUGCCAUUUUAGACUGAAUAUUGUGAUUGUGAAAACAAAAUAGUUUAUUACGACGGGAAAAAUAAACAGAAAUAAUAUUUUAAACAAACCAAAUUUAAAAUAAUUAAAUUGACUUUAACCCAAAUCGAUCAAAAUAUUAUGUUAAAAUGAAAAUCAAAGACUCAAGAAAUUUUAUUUAAAACUGAAAAAAUCAGUAGUAUUGCUAAUAUUUUUGAAAAUCAUUUUGUUAUUAACACCAAUUUUUAACAGAUUCAGUGUGUAGGCGACAACAGCCAUGUAGAGCAUGGGUGUAUACUGUUUCUGUUACUGUAAUGUGCAUUUAUCAAACGUAAUAAAUUUUUUAUAAAGCUUACCGCAAAAUUUUUUAUUCUAGUAUUUUUCAAAAAUCACAGUUUGCAGUCUCAGUUUUAUAUCUAACUGAAAAACACAGAAUUAUUUUGCUAAUUAUCGAAUUAAGCUACUGUAAUUUAUGACCCUACUCUCGUAAAACUAUUAACCUUUUGAAAUUUAUGACAAAAAAAAACACAAAUAAGUAUGAAAAAAAACUAAAUAAUUCUUAAAGUUUAAUUCUAUUCUAGAUUUUUUUGUAUGGAGCAAAUUCUCAUAAAAUGCCUGGUAGUCGUGUGGCAAGAUUGUCAUAAUAAUUUGCAGAUUCCUAUAUUUUCUGCCAGGAAAUUUAAAUCUGCUUGAGUAAAAUGGGGUUUAGAUCUGCCGAUAAAUAAAUUCUAGAUCCGUUGUGGCAAAUUUUCCAUGUAUUCCAAAAUUGAAUUUUAUAGCUAUAAAUUAUAUAACAUAUAAAUAACAGUCCAAAUAUUUGUAACUUCCAGGUCUCCU
Messenger RNA from Anthonomus grandis grandis, 2877 nucleotides. RefSeq names its product heparan-alpha-glucosaminide N-acetyltransferase-like. The record is from RefSeq and is a predicted model, not a curated record. The transcript has 9 exons. NCBI's taxonomy places the organism in Eukaryota, Metazoa, Arthropoda, Insecta, Coleoptera, Curculionidae. Bases 205 to 1908 code for a protein of 567 amino acids.